Molecule: messenger RNA, 1444 nt
Organism: Neoarius graeffei (lesser salmon catfish)
Lineage: Eukaryota; Metazoa; Chordata; Actinopteri; Siluriformes; Ariidae
Gene: mpc2b
Product: mitochondrial pyruvate carrier 2b
Exons: 5
Coding region: 218-601 (127 amino acids)
Biological process (GO): pyruvate import into mitochondria
Cellular component (GO): mitochondrial inner membrane
Molecular function (GO): pyruvate transmembrane transporter activity
Source: RefSeq, a predicted model, not a curated record
CAAUCUUGUUAGGCCUGCAGGUUCGUACGAUUCGAAACCGGCAGGAAGGUCGAAAGUAGGGCGAGAGGCUAUACUUUUGUUAGGACAUGUUUAUGACUGAUUUACUUGUCUAGACAGACACUCAGGCUUGACGAACUCUGUCGGGGGAGUAGCGCGAGCAUUGUGUCGUGCCUUAAACAUUUUAGCUGUUUUUAAGGACGGUUAAGGAGCAGUGAUCAUGGCUUUGGUAGGACUGAGAGCCUCCUAUCGCCGGCUGCUGGACAAGAUCGAACUUUUACUGCCGGCCAAACUGAGACCUCUGUACAACCACCCUGCAGGCCCCAAGACUGUUUUCUUUUGGGCACCAAUGUUUAAAUGGGGCCUGGUGAUAGCUGGUUUAGCAGACCUGACCAGACCAGCUGAAAAACUCAGCACAUCUCAGUCUGCAGUGCUGACAGCUACAGGUCUCAUCUGGUCCAGGUAUUCACUGGUUAUUAUACCAAAGAACUGGAAUCUGUUUGCUGUCAACUUCUUCGUUGGCUCUGCAGGUGGAUCUCAGCUCUACCGAAUAUGGAGGUACAAUCAAGAACAGGAAGCAAAGAAGAAAACUGCAGAGGCUUGAUAGUGCAGACACAUCCGUGCCAUGUGAUGGACUGAAAGGGAAUCCAGGCCAAGUCAAUCUCAGAAAAUUACAUCCGUGUUUUUAGUGUUACAUUUUUAUCAUCUAGUCUAGUCCAUUGUUCCUUAAACCCUAAAUGUUCUGAUGAAAACAAAUGUCACUGACGCACAAUACAUACAGUUAAUAUAGAUAAGCCUUUCUGUCUACAGUACUAAGCUCUCUAAGGGGAAAAAGAUGUGCUUUAAGUAAUACUUUGAAAUUUCAAGAUUGGUACUUCCUAUAUACACCAGUUAAUUUAAUGAAUAGCUCAAAAUAAAUUGCAAUCCUUUGGAAAUAUUUAUUUAGGAGUUGUAGACAUUAACAAACUUGAACAACUUUUUAAAAGUAAUAUAAGAGAACAUUUUUAUCUGUACCAUGCAUUUUAUCAUUUGCAAUGAGUAGAAUUGUCAAAUUGAGUUUAAGUUAAAAAUAAAACCAAUAUUAAACCUAUUCCUAAAGCACAGUGUGUUCCAUUAUAGCUUAAUGGGAGCCAGUAUUACUAGUGAAGCAUUUUUAAUGAUGGCACUAUAAAAAUGGAAUAAAAGCUUUUUCAUUUUUCCCCUUCAACUUGUACAAAAGAUUUUUAAAAACCCAAAUGCUGAAAACCAAAUAUCUCUGUCCAGCAAUUUUGCAUUAAGCGUUUUUCUUCAUUUCCUGUUUUCUUGUUUUGAGGCAGUAUAAUCAGGUGCAUGUUUUGGCAUCCAUCACACUGGAGGAGAUGUUUUGAAAAUGAACAUUUUGUUUGAUCUUGAAGUGUUUAAAAGCAAUAGUGUUGUCUGAUAAAUAAAUAAAUAUCUUUUCAAAGUA